Kogia breviceps (pygmy sperm whale) is the source of this 1540-nucleotide messenger RNA. RefSeq names its product tumor suppressing subtransferable candidate 4 (gene TSSC4). Lineage: Eukaryota; Metazoa; Chordata; Mammalia; Artiodactyla; Physeteridae. The record is from RefSeq and is a predicted model, not a curated record.
UCUUCGCGAGAGAGCGCCGUUUCCGGGAGGGAAGACAGAGAACGCGCAGAGACCACACUCCCGAUAGGCCUCGGGAGUAGCGGCCCGGUGACUUGUGGGAGGUGUAGUUCUUCAGGCGCGGAAGCCGCGGUCCUCGGCCGACAGAGGACUCCGUUUCCCAGAAGGCCCAGCGCGGCGCAAGAUGGAGGCAGCCAGGCCGCGGUGAGCUGCUCUAAAACAGACACCAUUGGCGUUUACUUCGUGUCUCCUUUCCUGGAGUUGUGCCUUCAUUUUGGGAGUCACGCGAGGCCCAGAGGAAUGGAGAUCUUGCCUGUGUUUGACCUGGUGCCGGGCACUCAGAGCCACUCCUGGUCUUCCUGGCCUGGUCCUCGCCAGCCACUGAGCCACUGAGCAGAGCCGUGCCUGGGAGCGGGGCCGUUGCGACCAAGAGCCUUCUCCAGCGCUCGGCCCACCAGCCGUCCAGCACAGGCGCCCAGCAGCCAGGGAGUGACCGACUCCCCGGGCUGCUUCGGUGCAGGUGUGGUGUGGCUGGGGGACGCAUGGCUGAGGCAGGGGACGGCCAGCACUUCCUUGGCUCUGGGGGCGAUGCUCUGCCUCCCGACCCCGUCUGCCUCAGCGACUCGGACUCCGACCUCAGCCUGCUUGAUGAUGCUGAAGUGGAAGCUCCGUCUCCAAGGGGGCUGCCCGGGGAAGCCCUGGGGGAUUCGGGCCACCAUGAGCCCCCCUCGCCCCCGAGGAGCUUCCCCACAGCGGCGGUGCAGCCCUUCCACCUGAGAGGCACGAGCCCCACCUUCUCCCAGCGCAGCCACGACAUCUUCGGCGGCCUGGAGCGGGCAGCCAGGCGGGCUCCGCCCUCUGCGGCCCCAGCCACCCCUGGCGACAGUGGGGGCUUCCGGCAGCCACUGACACUCUCCAGCCGGCCCCCAGCUGGGGGUCUGAGCAGGGCCACUCGGAAUCCCGCUCCCCUGAGGGUGCCCCCCGUUCCUGACUACGUGGCCCACCCCGAGCGCUGGACCAAGUACAGCCUGGAGGACGUGGCUGAGGCCAGCAAUCAGAGCAACCGGGCCGCCGCCCUGGCCUUCCUGGGCCCCCAGAGCCUGGCCGCCCCCAGCGGCUAUGUGCCCUCCUUCAACCAGGACCCCUCCAGCUGUGGGGAGGGCCGGCUCAUCUUCACCAAACCAGUCCGAACCGGUGAGCCCCGGCUUGAGAAGAGGAGGCUCCCGAGGAAGGCAGGGGAGCUGGGUGGGAGCGCCCGCGGGAUCCCGGGAGUGGUGGGGGGCGAGGGCCCCGUGGAGCUGGCCCACCUGGCCAGGCCCGGGAGCCCAGAGGCCGAGGAGUGGAGCAGACCCCGGGGGGGCCUGCAGGAGGUGGGUGCACCUGAGGGGGAGGCCCACGCGGGCUCUGGGGCCAGCGCCCUGCCAGGGGAGACGGUUGGCUUCCACAGCAGCAAGAAGCGGAGCAGGGACCACUUCCGGAGCAAGGGCAGCAGCCCCGAGGCCCCAGGCGCGGAGGUCUGAGUGUGGAGACCACCUGGCCACCC